CACAACUCAAGUUAUUCAUCAGUGACUCCCACUUCAACUCACUUCAUCCAGUCAACAUCCAAACCAACAGAUUCAUCGCCAAGAUGUCAUCAGUUCAAACUGUCGGUUUGUUGGCUCGAUAGUCCACCUUACCUAUUUAAAGAUGAUGAUACUGGAAACAUUUCUGGGGCCUUCAACGAGGCAAUCGAAUUUUUACUUAGUAAAUGUAAAAACUGCAACCUUGAGCUACUGGUGUCUCAGAAACGGUGCGAAAACUCAAGCUUUAAAUUAAACUACACGCAUCAAGUAAAGACCGCUUCGGAACUAACCGAAUGCAUGAAGAUGAAGUCUGGGUUUGACCUGGUGUUUCCAGUGCUUAGUUCCUAUGUAAUGAGCGACAACUUUCACAAAGUUCGGUUCCAAGAUUUAAUAAUUUCGCCGGGCAUAGCUGUGGUGAAGAAUCGUGACGUGUUGGCCGACAAGGCGAGAUGGAAUGUGAUUAAAGAGUUUUCUCAAAUAUGGACAGUCAUAGUACUGGCUCUCCUGUUAAAUGCGAUAUUUGGAAUUCUAAUCUGGGUAUUG
Molecule: messenger RNA, 561 nt
Organism: Porites lobata
Lineage: Eukaryota; Metazoa; Cnidaria; Anthozoa; Scleractinia; Poritidae
Source: the annotation of a GenBank genome assembly